CUGGUUGCUGAAAAAAAUCUAGCAACAAGUAUAUUUUAAUCAUAUUCAAGAUGCGAUAAUAGCAAUGGGGUAGAAAAAUGGGUGAGGUGUUGGGGCAAUAGGAAACACAAAAAAGAUGAAUAUUGAACAGGGAAAGUCAGGCUAAAAAAAGCAGUCUCCCUAAACCGUGAACAUCAUAUGUACAUGUCCAACACACAUUCACACGCACGCACGCCGCAUAUACACACGCGCACACUCAUAGACAUAGCAAAAUAAACUGUCAAGUAGGGCAAAACAACACUGUGGAGCACCGCUCAGGGACCACACGUGGCAAAAAAGUAAGGAUCUCUAGCCAGUAUAUAACCGCACUCAGGUUGUGGGACGGGAAAGUUAAGUUACACCGCCAACAAACAAGGCAAUAUUAAUUACAUAUAAUACGAAACAGACAAAAAGCAAGCUUAAAAUAUGGGUACCGCUUUGAAACGGUCAGUUACCUUUAUAAAUAAAACUGGGCAUUUAAAUCCAGUACUGGUCAGGACUAAAAUUUUGGUUUUACACCUCAUUUACAUCGAAAUGAAAAUAUAACGUAUGGAAUCAAAGUAUUUCGUCACCAUCAUGUGUCAAAGCAAUGCAGUAAAACCACAAAUUCAACGCUAUUAGAAGCCAUGCAAGGGUAAGGUAAUUGUUCCAAUUCUGUCUUCAUAAAUGAAUUGUAGUCCGCCAAUAUCAUGGAACUUUAAAUAAUGUUCACCUGUUUAGUUCACUGAGUAUCAGUAUAGUUACAUAUAUUUUGCUUUAAGAUAAGAAAUUUGUGAUCUAUUAACGUAUAUUGGAGUUACGUAUUUAUAAAUAGCACCAAUAUGUUAUUCCUAUUAUUUAUUUUAACUAUUUUCUUUGUGAUAUGUCCGUUAUCAGGACAAAGAGGGCCAGUGUGUUACAGCUGCCAAUCAAUAAACGACGUCUCUGAAUGCGCUGUCGUUGACAAAUGCGGCGUUGAACAGGUAUGCUUCGUAGAAACUGAUCCGAACAAUAACUCGAAAAGAAAUCUUGGUUGCCAAGACAUAGGGGUUUGCAGAAAUUUUACAACAAGCUCUACAUGUAGUUCCUGUUGUCAUGGUGAUCUUUGUAAUGACAAAGGAUGUGAAAUAAAAGAAAUUCCUAACCAACAUGGUCCACUUUGUUACACGUGUCAAGGUCAAGAAACCACAAACGAUUGUUCUAAGAUCAAGCAAUGUUCGCUCGGAGAGGUGUGUAUACUUUCAAGAAUCAGAACCGGAAACAAUAUAACAUAUGACAGUAAUUGUGUUAACAAUUAUUACUGCCCAACUGAAGAAAUAUAUGCAGUUGGUAAAAGAGAAGUUGAAUUAAUCAAUGAAAGAAGUGGGAGUACAACGGAAUGUCAGAGGUGUUGUAGUGGAGAUGUUUGCAACGAUAUUGACUGCACCAAUAUUCACGCUACAAACAAUCCAACACAGCCUGUUACAACAACCAUGCAAAUCUCAACAAUCCCUCAGCCAGUGGACGGUAAAUUUGGCGACUGGUCGAGCUGGACACGAUGUCCAUUUAGCUGUGGUCGAGACGGUAUCCAGCAUAGGUUUCGCCAUUGUAAUAACCCAGCUCCACAGAAUGGAGGAAAUCUUUGCUCCGGUGCUAGAAUAGACACACAGUUCUGUCAUAAUGCACCGUGCUGCACCGGUCCACCUGUUAUUACAUUUAUCGACAAUGAUACGUUAGCUCAUAUAGGAGACUUUGUUAAGAUACAUUGUAAUGUCUCCCACGCCGACAGUGUUCUUUGGGAAGGACCUAAGAUAGUCGGACAUAAGUUCCCAGAAAACGUCGAGGUGAUACCUGGUAUAAAUGAACUAGUGUUUAGUAAUAUCGCUCAUAACAACACCGGUCCUUACAGAUGUGUGGCACAGAACGCAUGCGGCGUGACAUCAAAAUACGUCCAUGUUGGUCUGUUACCCCAGUAGGGUCUGAUUAAAAUGAUUGCAUUCGCAAAUCACGCUGUAUUUAAAUGCUAUU
Mercenaria mercenaria is the source of this 2004-nucleotide messenger RNA. RefSeq names its product thrombospondin-2-like. The coding region runs from base 840 to 1952 and encodes 370 amino acids. The transcript is spliced from 10 exons. Lineage: Eukaryota; Metazoa; Mollusca; Bivalvia; Venerida; Veneridae. Gene Ontology annotation, cellular component: cell periphery. The record is from RefSeq and is a predicted model, not a curated record.